This is a messenger RNA of Elaeis guineensis (African oil palm), 3291 nucleotides long. Its product is annotated as type IV inositol polyphosphate 5-phosphatase 7. Gene Ontology annotation, biological process: phosphatidylinositol dephosphorylation. The record is from RefSeq and is a predicted model, not a curated record. Gene Ontology annotation, molecular function: phosphatidylinositol-3,4,5-trisphosphate 5-phosphatase activity; inositol-polyphosphate 5-phosphatase activity; phosphatidylinositol-4,5-bisphosphate 5-phosphatase activity. NCBI's taxonomy places the organism in Eukaryota, Viridiplantae, Streptophyta, Magnoliopsida, Arecales, Arecaceae.
GGAGGAAGGGGGAGGGGGGUGGGAUAAAAGAGAGAGGAGGUCUCAAUCCCUGCACUUUAUUCUCUUGGAGUGGAUACUUUGCGGUAUACUGAGAACGAGGUUUCGAAGGAGAGAGCGUGUGUCCUUCCUUCCCUCCCCCAUUCUCUCUUGCUCUCUGUUUGGUGUCUGCAUUGCUUUGUUUGACUCCAAAAUCCCAUUUUUUGACUCUCAGUGCAUUUGUUUUCAAGCCCCACUUCAAGUUUUAUGUUUUUUUAAUCUUUUUGGUUCCUAUAUUUGAGAUUUUAUAUCGAAAUCCCAGUGAGGAAGGAGCAAAAAGCCUCCUUUUUUCGUUUCACAGUAUAUGGUUGGGUUCUUUGUGGGAUUAACACAAAGCCUAGAAUCUAUGUAGAUUGGUUGGGGAAGAUAACAAACCAUCCAUUGUUUUCCGCUUAGAAGUUCUGCCUUCUGAUCUGUUUCGGUGGAAACAAUUGGGGAAGGGGUUGCUAGAGGAAAGAAGUGGGCCUCUUUCCCCCUUGGUUUUCUUCUGUUUUUUAGCAGUAUUAGGGUAAAGAUCCAUUUUUUAUCUGUUUCCACUUCAUUUCCUUGUCGAUAGAGGCCUAGUUUUUGGAAGGAGGUGGAGGAGGGGAGGGGGGGCACCAUUUCUUUGGAGCUGUAUGAAGGAGUUCUGAAACAAUGAGAGAUGAAAAUUCGAAGAAAAGCAAGCUAUCAUGGUCCAAGACAGUCAGAAAGUGGUUCAGCAGCAAGGGCAAAGCUCAGGACUUUCAUGCAGAUGAUGUUGUUGGCAGAGGAGGUGAUGAAAAAUGGAGGACCAGCUUCUUGGAGAGAGAGGCAUCCACAGUUAAGAAAAGCAGAACAGAGAGAUUGUCCAAACGAAGCAUGGAUCGAGUUUGGCGAGGAAGGAAUGAUCUUGAAUCAACUCAAGUUACAGAUAUUCAGGAAUACAAAAUGUUUGUUGCGACAUGGAAUGUAGGAGGGAGAUCCCCAUCAAAUUCCUUGAGACUUGAGGACUGGCUCCAUGCUUAUCCUCCUGCUGAUAUUUAUGUUUUGGGGUUUCAGGAAAUUGUUCCUUUGAAUGCGGGGAAUGUUUUAGGUGCUGAAGAUAAUGGCCCGGCAAGAAAAUGGGUGGCUCUCAUUAGAAAGACACUGAACAAUCUUCCUGGCACUGGUGGUAGUGUAAGCUACCACACACCCUCCCCUGUUCCCAACCCAGUUGCUGAGCUUGAUGAUGACUUUGAGGGUUCGGCAAUGAGACAGAAGAAUUCAUCGUUCUUUCAUCGACGGUCAUUCCAGUCCCUGAGCCGUAGUUUAAGAAUUGAUGGAGAUAUCAUGGUCCCACAGCCAAGGCUGGAUCGACGAUUUAGUGUCUGUGAACGUGUCAGCUUUGGGAGCAGACCAAGUGACUUUGAUCCCAAUUUUAGAUGGUGUGGAUCAUCUGAUGAUGAGAAUUUUGGCAUGGAGUCACCUAGUACUGUCAUUUUUUCACCAAUGUCAUAUGGCUAUGGUGCUUCAUCAAUGGAAGAGAGGGAUAGACCAUCAGGAAAAUCUAGGUACUGCUUGGUGGCAAGUAAGCAGAUGGUUGGGAUAUUUCUCACAAUAUGGGUGAGGAGUGAAAUUAGAGAUGAUUUAAAGAACUUGAAGGUAUCUUGUGUUGGCAGGGGUUUAAUGGGUUAUCUCGGCAACAAGGGUUCAAUUUCCAUUAGCAUGUCUUUGCACCAAACAAGCUUCUGCUUCAUCUGCAGUCACUUGACAUCGGGGCAGAAGGAGGGAGAUGAGCUACGAAGGAACUCUGAUGUCAUGGAGAUUCUGAGGAAAACUAGAUUUCCACAGGUGCAUGGUGUUGCUGAUGAACAGUCACCUGAAACAAUUCUUGAGCAUGAUCGGAUAAUAUGGCUUGGGGACUUGAAUUACCGCAUCGCUCUUUCAUAUCGCUCAGCAAAGGCUCUAGUUGAAAUGCGAAACUGGGGAGCAUUGUUGCAAAGGGAUCAGCUUCGGAUAGAGCAAGGACGUGGUCGUGUUUUUGAUGGCUGGAAAGAAGGAAGAAUAUAUUUUCCUCCAACAUAUAAAUAUUCAACUAACUCAGAUCGAUAUGCGGGGGAUGACAUGCAUUCUAAAGAGAAGCGGCGGACACCAGCAUGGUGUGACCGCAUUUUAUGGUAUGGAAGAGGCCUCAAUCAAUUGGCUUAUGUUCGCGGUGAGUCCAGAUUCUCCGACCAUAGACCAGUGUACAGCAUUUUUUCAGCAGAGGUUGAAAUAAUCAGUCAUAGCCGAAGCUGGAAGAACUUGGGUUGUUCUAGCUCUAGAAUAGAAGUUGAAGAACUUUUGCCAUACCCACAUGGAUACACUGAUCUCAACUUCUAUUGAUGGGGCCAACUGUAUAGGACCUACAUUAAGGUGGUUGUUCUUUUGAUGAAAGAAAAUAUAUUGUUGCUUUUGGUACAUGCAGAGACCUGAGAGGAUGCAGACGACCACUGUUUUUUCAUAUGGUUGUCCUGCAUCUCUUAAAUCCAGAGAAACAAGCUUUAAUCUCUUUCUGGAUUUGGAGGGCAGUAAUCCUAUUAAGCAAGCAGAGACCAAAGAAGAAACAUUCCCGGAAAUACCAACUCAAAAAAGAAAUGGCUGUUCAAAUUUUGUCACUAACCAAGUCCAUAAAAGAAACACAUCAAAUGAAAAACUUAUUCCACAAUAAAUCAGUUGCUAUGUCACUCCACCAGCUUGUUUGGCAUUCUUAAGACCUGUCUGAGUGUUCAGCCCAAGCAGUCAGUUGAUAAUGGAGAUCAGCAAAUUGAUCCAGGAAGGUGCCUAAUUUCAAGUUCCCCAUUGCCAAUUAAUAAAAUGGAGCCAUGACAAGAUGGAAGAACUCUUAAAAGAGUUGUUUUCUAUUUGAUCCAAGAAGGUGCCAAAAUUCAAGUUCCUUAUCGCGUAUUAAUAAAAUGAAGCCAUGACAAGAAGAAAGAACUCAAAUGUCAAAAAGGGGUUGUUUGCCAUAUAAGCCAAGUUAUGAUACAGGGCAUGAUUCUUCUGAACAAGUUGUAGGGAAUUUUUUGUAGUUUGAGAAGUAGGAGAGUGAUUUUGGACAAAUAAUUGUGUACAGUUCUCUGUUGUAUACGUUGGAAAGUGAGGAUGACCUCUGCAUUCAUACUCAUUGCUUGGUGAUAAAAGAAUGUAGCUAUUAUUUGUUGUUCAGAGGGCAUGGCUUAUUGUUUAAGCUGAAAAAGUUUGUACCAUUGAUAGCCUUUGAAGGUUACUUUGUUUUGCAUGGCUUGUUUCCUAUUAUAGAGAUCAUAAAAAGCA